UGUGUAUUGAAAAAUAAUAACAUUCAUUUCACGCUACGUCAGCAGCAAUUUUUUCAAAAAUGUUCGAAUGCAAAUUCCAAUAUCUUGUAAUUCAUUUACUUUUGUUUACUUUAAAUGGCUAAUUAGCAUUGAAAUCGUGUGUGCACCCUAUGAACUUGUUAUUUUAAAGCUAUGUAAAUUGUCCCGAAAACAUUUUAAAUUCGAAAGAAAAAAACAUUGAACAUUCGGUUAUAGGCAUUUCAAGGAAGCAUAUUGGAUUGAAUUUUUAUUCGAGAUUUUACGACGACAAUGUCCAUUGUAAAUUUUUAUAAAGAUCAGGAAAUUUUGGUAACGGGUGGCACAGGUUUCAUUGGAAAAGUAUUGAUUGAAAAAAUCCUACGCUCCUUGCCGACUAUUUCGAAACUAUACGUUUUAAUACGUGCCAAAAAGAAUAAAACGGCGGAGGAACGUUUAAAGGAUCUUCUCGAAAUUCCCGUAUUUCGUCGUGUACACCAAGAACGACCGGAUGCAUUAAAAAAACUUAUCGCCAUUUCGGGAGAUUGCUGCGAAGUGGGUUUGGGUAUUUCCGCCCAGGAUAUGCAGAGAUUGCGUAAUGUUUCAAUAAUAUUUCAUGUUGCGGCGACAGUUCGUUUCGAUGAGGAUUUAAAAACUUCUUUACUCUUAAAUACACGCGGUGCCUAUGAAAUGGUUAAAUUGGCCCAGGGACUGACGAAUGUAAAAGCUUUUGUCCAUGUCUCAACAACCUAUGCCCAUCCGAAUAUUACUGAGCUGGAAGAGAAGAUCUAUCCUCCCUAUGCCGAUUGGCGUACCAUGAUUAAAAUGGCCGAAACGUACGAUGUAGAGACUCUAAACAUUUUGUGUCGAAAAAUCGCUCCGAAUCAUCCGAAUAGCUAUACAUUUACAAAAAGUUUAGCCGAGCACAUUAUCAACGACCAUCGUGACAAAUUUCCGGUAGUCAUACUGAGACCAUCUAUAGUAAUAAGUAGCUAUGAAGAACCAAUUCCCGGUUGGAUUGAUAACUUCAAUGGACCGAUGGGCAUGUUAGUGGCCUGCGGAACUGGCAUAAUGCGUACCUCCUACAGCAAUCCGAAUAUACAUCCUGAUAUUAUUGCUGUGGAUAUGUGUGCCAAGGCACUGAUUGUCGCUGCAUUUAAGUUGGGCACCAGAACCGCCAAAAUCCCAGAUAAUCACUUGGAGAUCUACAAUUGUUGUCAUUCUUCGAAACGUCAUCUGACCACCGGCGAUAUUAUCGAUUUGGGAAAGAAGAAUAUUUUGAAAGUACCAUUUGAAAAAUGCAUAUGGCUGCCGGAGGGUAGUAUGACAUCAUGUUGGCUAUGGCAUUAUUAUAGGUUCAUAACUUCACAAAUUUUGCCGGCUAUUUUCUUUGACUCUUUGCUAGCUGUGGCCGGCCAGAAGCCAUUAUUUUUCCGACUACAUCGUCGUUUGGAAUCCACCACAGACAUAUUGAAAGUAUUUCUAAAUACUGAAUUUUCAUUUUUGAAUGACAAUUUCCGGGCCUUGGAAAAUAUUAUUCAAAAACCGGAAAGAUCUACCUUUAAUUUUCUUGGUUACUGUGACUGUGACAUGGAAGAGUAUUAUUUAAAUGCUACCAGAGGUGCUAAAGAAUUUUUACUGAAAGAAAAACCCGAGCCAUCGAAGGGUGCCCAUCUACGUAUGCGCAUAUUUCGGGUUCUACAUUAUACGAUUCAAUUUAUGGGUGCAUUUUACAUAGCUCGCUAUUUAUUGCGUCUGCUAUUGGGAUAUGUGAAAUCAAAGACUUUGUGAGAACAAAAAAAAAAAAUGUUGAAAAGAAAAACGGUAUUUAAUUUUCCCCAAAAUUAUGCUAAUUUUUUCAUUCAUGAAAAUUGUAUUGAUAAAUAUUGUAUACAUUUGAUUUUGUUUUAUUUCCAUUGCUUAUGUAUGAAUUAAAAUAUGUUCGUUUACAUAUCGACUCUCCCAAUAAAAAAUAUAUAUCGUGGAAAAUU
This is a messenger RNA of Musca domestica (house fly), 1985 nucleotides long. RefSeq names its product fatty acyl-CoA reductase wat-like. Gene Ontology annotation, cellular component: peroxisome. The transcript is spliced from 7 exons. The record is from RefSeq and is a predicted model, not a curated record. Gene Ontology annotation, biological process: long-chain fatty-acyl-CoA metabolic process. The coding region runs from base 289 to 1785 and encodes 498 amino acids. Gene Ontology annotation, molecular function: alcohol-forming very long-chain fatty acyl-CoA reductase (NADP+) activity. NCBI's taxonomy places the organism in Eukaryota, Metazoa, Arthropoda, Insecta, Diptera, Muscidae.